This is a messenger RNA of Syngnathoides biaculeatus (alligator pipefish), 2327 nucleotides long. RefSeq names its product leucine-rich repeat transmembrane neuronal protein 4. The transcript has 3 exons. The record is from RefSeq and is a predicted model, not a curated record. The coding region runs from base 418 to 2187 and encodes 589 amino acids. NCBI's taxonomy places the organism in Eukaryota, Metazoa, Chordata, Actinopteri, Syngnathiformes, Syngnathidae. Gene Ontology annotation, cellular component: plasma membrane. Gene Ontology annotation, molecular function: protein binding.
GCGGAUCCGUUCAUGCCAUUAGUCGGUCUCGGACCAUACUUUAUUCCAGUCCAUUUCCUCUCACGCGCUCAGUCAUCAAUCGAUUUUGUCCCACCCAAUUAAGCCAGAUUCAACAAUUGCCCGCCGGAUGUCGAGCCACAUUUUCCUCGGAGCGUUUGGAGCUUUAUCGCGCCAAGGGCUCUGGAAGGUGGCCGUUACAAGUGGGCAACAGCCAGAUUUGUAGAUUUUGCAGUAAAGCAGCAGAGUCCAGAUUCACUUGUUCUUCGGGAGCCGCUGCUCUCUGACAGGUGUGUCGAUCCAAGCAAAAGUGCGACUUCUCUCCCCACUACAAAACAAUCGUUCUGGGUACGUGCUCCACUGUUUGGCCGGCUUCGUGGAACAUGUGGAGCUAGGACGGAUGCAACACAAAGCUGGAACAUGAGGAGGAGCCGACACCGCGCAAGUAUGGGACUUCUUGUGCUUUGCAGAUGCCUUGUAUUCAUAGCGGUGGUGCCUGUCUGGCUGCUGGCUGCUCCGAACCCCACGCGUGAGCGUCCCUGCCCACAGAGCUGUAGAUGUGACGGCAAAAUCAUCUACUGCGAAUCCAAUGCUUUCCGUGAUGUGCCAAGCAACGUGUCAGUGGGAACACAGGGCCUCUCACUCCGUUACAACAGCCUGAUGAACCUGAGAGCCCACCAGUUUGCGGGCCUCAGUCAAUUGGUUUGGCUGUACCUCGAUCACAAUUACAUCGGCUCCGUGGACGGCCAGGCGUUCCACGGGAUACGGAGACUUAAAGAACUCAUUCUCAGCUCCAAUAAGAUCACCCUGCUCAAGAACAACACUUUCCAUGAUGUUCCAAACUUGCGAAAUCUUGACCUUUCCUACAAUAAACUGCAGAUACUCCAAGCAAAUCAGUUUGUGGGCCUACGGAAGUUACUUAGUUUACACUUGAGGUCAAAUUCUUUGAAAACUGUUCCAAUGCGGGUUUUCCUUGAGUGUCGCAACUUGGAAUUUCUAGAUAUUGGCUACAACAGGCUCCGGAGCCUCACACGUAACGCCUUCGCCGGACUCUUUAAGCUCAUCGAGCUGCAUUUGGAACACAACCAGUUUGCCAAGAUAAACUUUGCUCAUUUCCCCCGGCUGACUAAUCUGAGGGCUCUCUAUUUGCAAUGGAACCGGAUCAAACUGCUGACACAGGGCCUGUCAUGGAUGUGGACCUCCCUGCAAAAGCUAGACCUGUCUGGAAACGAGCUUCAGAUGUUGGAUCCAAGCACAUUUCAGUGCCUGCCCAACCUCCAGACCCUCAACUUGGACUCCAACAAACUAAACAAUGUGUCUCAGCAGACGGUCGAGACAUGGAUCUCACUCACUACCAUCAGUCUGGCUGGUAAUCUGUGGCACUGUAACCCCAACAUAUGCCCCCUUGUGGACUGGCUCAAGUCGUUCAAGGGAAACAAGGAGUCCACCAUGAUCUGCACUGGCCCUAAAGAGGCACAAGGAGAGAAAGUCACAGACGUGGUCGAGACCUACAACAUUUGUACAGUCACGCCAAGUCCCAUUACUUCAACAAGGCCGCCUUUCACCUCUGCAUUUCAAACAGAACAGCUGCCCUUACCCAUACGGCCUGAGGUGGACAAGACACAGGAAGAGAACAGGACAGCCUCUCCGACUCCUUCCAAAGCCUCGCCUACGGUCCCUUUACCUGACUUAGAAUAUGUGUUCUUCCAUAAGAUCAUUGCUGGUAGUGUGGCCCUCCUCUUGUCAGUAGCUAUAAUCCUACUUGUUAUCUAUGUUUCAUGGAAGCACUAUCCCAGCAGCAUCAAGCAGCUUCAGCAACGCUCCGCGGUUAAAAAGCGGCAGAAAAAGGCUCGGGAGACUGAGCGCUCUUUUAAUUCCCCUUUGCAAGAGUAUUACAUGGACUACAAGCCUUCACACUCUGAGACAAUGGAUGUUCUGGUUAAUGGGACAGGACCUUACACAUACAGCAUCUCAGGCUCCAGGGAAUGCGAGAUUCCGCUGCAGUUGAGAGCCCUGACGUGCAGUUGUGAGCCAUCAGUGCUGGACUACUGCCACGCUCACCUGCACGUCAACACGGAGCCCCCCUUUCAGGAGAUGGAUGGCCUGAAGCCGAGCAGGUACCAACAGGGCACGGUGACCGUCCUUCCCCCUCACCACUUCCCUCGCCCAGUGAGCAGCACACACUAUUAAAUAGUCAGCAGAUGUUUCAAAUGAAACACAGACCAUAUUGAUGGCAAGCAGUCCUGGUCAGGAAGCAACAGAAACAGUUAAUCUUCUGCAGAGCAUCAAGGACCCGGCCGGUCUAAUGAGGAUGAAAUAUUUCUCAAUGG